Messenger RNA from Sodiomyces alkalinus F11, 1641 nucleotides. RefSeq lists its product as hypothetical. The record is from RefSeq and is a predicted model, not a curated record. The coding region runs from base 1 to 1641 and encodes 546 amino acids. Lineage: Eukaryota; Fungi; Ascomycota; Sordariomycetes; Glomerellales; Plectosphaerellaceae. The transcript has 11 exons.
AUGGACUCGGCGAGGACAUCCGAACCGCGCAAGGGGCAUUGGCUCCUGAGAAGCUUGGGAUCACGAUCCCCCUUUGGGGAUCCCCACGCUCAUCGCCUCGCGUGGAUCAUAUGGGAUCUAUCCGUACCAGGCAGUGAGCGGAUAGCGGAUCAUCAGCAUCAUCACCCAACUCGGGUAGCAGCACCACCGAACCAGUCCCAUCGUACGAAGUACGUGGUAAACCCCAUGGUUGACUGUUACUCGGCAUCCCAUCGUGGCUUUCGUCGUCUCGCCAUCGCCGUCUUUCCACGCGAUCCCGAGAUCGAAGAUCGAUCAGCGGGCAGCAUCUGUGCAACUUGCAACUUGCGGAUACGAAAUGCCGAAAUCAUGUUCCUCUCAGACAGCCAGACAGCCAGACAGCCAGACAACCAGACAGCCAGACAACCAGACAGCCAGACAACCAGACAACCCGCUGAUGCAUCAUUGGGAUCGCUGCAUCAGAUCAGACGCAAGUGCGUUCUCAUCGCCCAAGCUUGGGGCCCCUUCCCUGUUCUCUUCACUUCGUGGGCUGACGAUUUCGAUGGGACAAUCAUUCUGUCGUCUAUUACGGUCAGGUGGCCUCGGUUGGCCACGGAGGCCUACCAGCUGGGCCUCGGUUUCCGGCACAACAAACGAAGAAUCUCCAUGCGAAGAACUGGGUUGCCGAGUAUAGAUCAUCGUUUCUCCAGUUGCCAAACUUCGGCUUCGAGGGAACCCACGGAAGAGAGUCAGUCUGCGCGAGAAACAUCAGCUCGUAUCGUCCGAGACUUCCAAUCCUUCCAUGGUGGUGCUGGCCAUUCCCUUUUCAUUCUUAUUUUUGCCCCUCUGCCGAGCAAAAAGGUAUGGACAAAAGAUGGUUGUUGGCUCGCCAAGACGGUCCGUCACCUGGUUGGGAGCGAAUCGCGCAACACCACGUCCUCGCCCAACCAUCACCAGCCCAGUCUCUCGAAUUCUCGCGUCGUUCUCUUUCCCUACUGGUUGCCUCGACUUCUGCGACUGGACCUAAGGCCUGGGAAAACACAAAAUAGACCAGAAAAUGAGUCAGGUUCUAGACACCUGCACCCCAAUCACAACCGUCAUACGAAUACCAACGCACAACGCAACGACAACAUGCGCCUGGUCUCUCUUCGGGUCCAUCACAUUGUCCCCUCCAAUGGAGACCACGCAUCCUCCCGUUUACUCGUGGGUCCUGGGUCCAACUGUGUCCCCGACGACCAACGAACGACGACCCAACCGGAUCACCAUCUACUCAUUCGCACAUCCCGGGUUCCAGCAGCCACAGUGGUCAUCUGCAGUGGCCAUCCAUCCAACCUCGACCUCAAGCCUCCCAUGGCCUGGAAUGUCUUUCCCCUCCCCCCUAGGCCGGGCGACUUCCACUUCGUAUGUACCCGAUUGGCUUCGUUUGGGCCGCAUGUUGCCCUGCUGAAGAUGCCCAAUCCGGUCGGGCACAUCCAGACACCUGGCUUUAAAGCCGUGCGUUGGGCUCGUGUGGCGGCUGCUCACGACAUGCAGUAUCUCCUCAACACAUACUCUCACCCGACAUCCAAUGAAGCCAGCAACUCACACCUACGCCAAGCACCGCAUACUCCCAGGAUUUUCUCCUCACUUCGAAGAUAUACUUGA